UUUCCGUGACGAAAGAAAAGUUUAUUCCUUUCAUACCCAAUGGAGGGUUGCUCCAACGCCCUUCGAGGCGCGAGAAAGGUAUAUUUUGGUUGGGGGAAAUCUUUUCGAUUUCAUUCCGUUCCCAGAUCACUACGCUGCUACUUUGCUUGAUGGAACCUAGUUUGUUUCGACGAGGAAUAGGGACGAACCCUUCUCUUUCAAGCUUGACUGUGGUGUUUUUGCAUGAUUGGUGGUUGAUUAAGGCUGAUAGGGAGUCUGAAGGCAAACAAAUAGGUGUUGGAGGGUUUGCUUCUAGAGAGGGACAAGGAAUAAGACUCUUUCAUUCUGCAGCAAUUGCCAAGAGGCACGAUACUGUCACUCUUGAGACUGUAGAUGGCAUAACAAUUACAAUUUGUGGUCUCAUAAAUAGGACCCUCUCACACCAAAAUGGCUUUCUGCCAAAGGUUUGCAAUCAUUUCCUUUUUGGAUUUCCUUAUGACUGGGAAAAGUAUGCUACUCAAUGUUUUAGUGAGGACUCUCUAAAUGGCGCUGAUAAAUCACGGGUUACUUGUUUAGACGGGUCCCUCACGUCCCCAGAUGAUGACACAGUCAGUUUCUUGCCUUUAUCCAUUGAUGACCUCACAGUAACCCGCACACGUGAUCUCUUCAUGUCCACACUUGGGGAGCCAGAGAAUUGUUUGCUAACUAAGAGUAUUUUUAAUGAUAUACUGCAAAAAUGCAGUGACAAUGCUUUUGCACAUAAUGGAUCACCAUGUCAUUCAAACAAGGCAAGUAAUAAUCGGGGAAUGACAGAGGAUAUUCCAGAUGAAAGCCCAAGUAACAAUAAGAGAACUAAGGUUGACCAGAAAUGUAAAGAUGCUACUGGUAUCUCAAAUGUAAGACACAUGACGACAUAUGGAUCUAUUUGUAAAUCUGUGAUGGGGAAGGAUGUUCAUAACUUAACCAAACGUGUAGCCACAAGAAGCAUGACCACUUCUACAAAGCAUGGGCUUAGUGAACCACUUUCUGCAUCGGAGUCCUCAGGGAGCCAAUGUGGACACUCAGGAACCAGAAGAAAUGCUUCUAGUGCUUUGCAUGCAAAUAUAUCAUCUGAAGACAAAACAGAAGUUAAGCAAACUCCAUUUAGAUAUGCAGCCAGGAGAUUGAGGGAACUGAAGAAUUCAAGUGAUUCAUCUUCUCUAGCAGAGGCACCUGGGAACGGAUGUGAGUGGAUGGAAACUAGGGUAAAUGCUUCAAAUGUAUCCCGCGCUAGCAAGUUAUUUGGAGGGGAAACCGAAAUGAAUGCAACCCCUGAUAAAUCUGUAAUCAGGAGAUCGAAUAGACUGAAGAAUCUAAAGAAGCCAGCAUACUAA
This is a messenger RNA of Ilex paraguariensis (yerba mate), 1352 nucleotides long. Lineage: Eukaryota; Viridiplantae; Streptophyta; Magnoliopsida; Aquifoliales; Aquifoliaceae. The record is from the annotation of a GenBank genome assembly.